Chaetomium globosum CBS 148.51 is the source of this 1353-nucleotide messenger RNA. RefSeq lists its product as uncharacterized. The record is from RefSeq and is a predicted model, not a curated record. Gene Ontology annotation, biological process: carbohydrate metabolic process. The coding region runs from base 1 to 1353 and encodes 450 amino acids. NCBI's taxonomy places the organism in Eukaryota, Fungi, Ascomycota, Sordariomycetes, Sordariales, Chaetomiaceae. The transcript is spliced from 6 exons. Gene Ontology annotation, molecular function: hydrolase activity, hydrolyzing O-glycosyl compounds.
AUGAAGCAGUAUCUCCAGUACCUCGCGGCGGCUUUGCCGCUGAUGAGCCUCGUCUCUGCUCAGGGCGUCGGCACUAGCACAUCCGAGACUCACCCUAAGAUCACCUGGAAGAAGUGUUCGAGCGGCGGAUCUUGCUCGACCGUCAACGCCGAGGUCGUCAUCGACGCCAACUGGCGCUGGCUGCACAAUGCCGACUCAAAGAACUGCUACGACGGCAACGAGUGGACUGACGCCUGCACCUCGAGCGACGACUGCACCUCCAAGUGCGUGCUUGAGGGCGCCGAGUACGGCAAGACGUACGGUGCCUCGACCAGCGGCGACUCCCUAUCUCUCAAGUUCCUCACCAAGCACGAGUACGGCACCAACAUUGGCUCGCGCUUCUACCUCAUGAACGGCGCGUCCAAGUAUCAGAUGUUCACCCUCAUGAACAACGAGUUCGCCUUUGACGUCGACCUCUCUACCGUCGAAUGCGGUCUCAACAGCGCUCUGUACUUCGUUGCUAUGGAGGAGGAUGGUGGCAUGGCUAGCUAUUCUACCAACAAGGCCGGCGCCAAAUACGGCACUGGGUACUGUGACGCCCAAUGCGCCCGUGAUCUCAAGUUUGUCGGCGGCAAGGCCAACUACGAUGGAUGGACGCCGUCCAGCAACGACGCCAAUGCCGGUGUCGGCGCCCUCGGCGGUUGCUGCGCCGAGAUCGAUGUCUGGGAGUCCAACGCGCACGCUUUUGCCUUCACGCCGCACGCGUGUGAGAACAACAACUACCACGUCUGCGAGGACACUACCUGCGGUGGUACCUACUCGGAGGACCGCUUUGCGGGCGACUGCGACGCUAACGGAUGCGACUACAACCCUUACCGCGUGGGCAACACUGACUUCUAUGGCAAGGGCAUGACCGUGGACACCAGCAAGAAGUUCACUGUCGUGAGCCAAUUCCAGGAGAACAAGCUCACUCAAUUCUUCGUCCAGAAUGGCAAGAAGAUUGAGAUCCCCGGUCCCAAGCACGAAGGUCUCCCCACAGAGAGCAGCGACAUCACUCCUGAGCUGUGCAGCGCCAUGCCUGAGGUCUUUGGUGACCGCGACCGCUUUGCUGAGGUUGGCGGCUUCGAUGCGCUGAACAAGGCUCUUGCCGUCCCCAUGGUGCUCGUUAUGUCCAUCUGGGAUGAUCACUACGCCAACAUGCUUUGGCUCGACUCCAGCUACCCCCCUGAGAAGGCUGGCACCCCCGGUGGCGACCGUGGCCCCUGUGCCCAGGACUCCGGUGUCCCGUCCGAGGUUGAGUCCCAGUACCCCGAUGCCACCGUCGUUUGGUCCAACAUCCGCUUCGGCCCCAUCGGCUCGACCGUCCAGGUUUAA